UCAUUUACGUGCCCGAAAAUCUCGCAGAUAUAAUUAGAAUUUUGCUAAACAUCUUUCUUCAUCGAUUCCCUUCAAUCAUUUACAUCGAAUGAAUGUUCUGCUGAAUGUUUUUCCAGUAAUAUGCAUCCUGAAUCAUCGCUGAAUGAUUGUUAAUCCUAAUGGGAAAGGACUCGGCAAGGACGAAGCGGGUAUAUCAAAGCCAAUUAAAUGUGGUUUAAAAUUCGAUAAAAUGGGGAUAGGAUAUCAAGAAAAAUUGACCGAAGAGACGACUAAUCGUUGGUGGGAGCAAGCGUACAAUAAAGCAGCUUCUAAUGUUACAUCGACGGGCACAUGUAAGAAAAAAGAAAGCGGGUGUGAUCCUUCUGCAUUUGCUGCAUUAACAGACGAGGAACUUUUUAAAGCUUGCGGAGGGCGUACUGCUCAUAAAGCUGCGAGACAUGGAUUACACUUAGGAGGUAAAUUGGAACGAGUCGAACAUCAAGAGAAAAAAUCGAGAAAAAAACGUACUCGAAGUGAAUGUUGCAAUGAGGAAAAAAAUGAUACGGAGCGAGCUGAACUCGAACAACGAGAGGAAAAAUCACUCGAUAAAAGAAAAAAGAAGAAAAAAACCACUCGCGGUGAUUCUCACGAUGAGGAGAAGAAUGAACAGCGAGAGGAAAAAUUAAUUGAUGGGGGAGAUGAAAAGAAAAAAACUACUUGCGACGAUUCUUGUGAUAAUGAAGAAAAAGAUGAUAUAAUGUGUGAGAUUCCAAAUAUAAAAAAAAUUAAAUCUAAAAAAAUCCACAAAAACAAAAAGAAUUCCGCCAUUGAUUCCAGCAAUAAUGCGUAAAUUUGAUGUGAUCAUUAUGUUGAUAUAAAAAAUGAAGUUGUUAUUAUGUUGUUCCUGUUUCAUUUUUAUGUACCGUAAGUUUAGGUUGUACCUAUUUUAAUAAAUGCCUAUGAAAUUUGA
Messenger RNA from Planococcus citri (citrus mealybug), 949 nucleotides. Its product is annotated as G patch domain-containing protein 4. The transcript is spliced from 4 exons. Lineage: Eukaryota; Metazoa; Arthropoda; Insecta; Hemiptera; Pseudococcidae. Bases 143 to 829 code for a protein of 228 amino acids. Gene Ontology annotation, cellular component: nucleolus. The record is from RefSeq and is a predicted model, not a curated record.